AUGGCUCUCCAGCUGAAAAAACAGAACAAUGUGAUAGUUGGGACGCCUCUCGUUCAACCCAACGAUGAUCUUUUCUGGUUCAGGCAGCCAAGAUUUGUUCUCACUCUUCUACAUCUGACCCUUUUUGUGAAUGCUUUCGAGUUUGCUUUCUUCAUUUGGGUCAGUAUACAGUUUGGGUUGCAGUCUUGUUACCACGAGAACACUUGGAUCAUUAUCACAAGAGUAGUAUUAGCGGUAGCAGUUCAAGUUACUUGCAGCUAUGUAACUCUUCCCCUAUAUGCACUUGUGACACAGAUGGGUUCACAGUAUAAGAGUAAGGUCCUAGAAGAGCAAAUAGCAAACAUAAUAAAGCAAUGGCAUGCCGAGGUAAGAGCCAAAAGGAAGAAACAACAACAGUUCUUGCAACCUCCUCGCACUCCUUUGUCAACACAGUGGACUCUCAGAGACACUCCCAAUGAUACUUCUUCUACUCACCACCCACCUACACCAUUGCCAAGUGAAACCAAUCUCAGAGGAGAAAUUACUGAAGAACAAGACGACACAGUUAAAGAAUCAACAACCCUUCCCGCAACCUCGCCGGAAUUGUUAUCGGUGAUGAGACGAUAAGCUUAGAACAACGGAACAUCAGUGGUUUAAUGUUUAGAAUUGUUUUAAUUGGUCUAUUGCAGUCAUUUGAUAGUAUUUGCUUUGGAGGGGUAAAGUGUGAGACCAUUGUUUCAAUAUCAACCUUAUAGUGGGAUUCUAGAUUAAUAAUAUAUGAUAUUAGAUUUUAAAGUAUAGUAACACCUUAGAGUGUCUCUAAUUGACUCUUUAGUUUGACUCGAUUUUUUAUUUUAGUGAGUUUACUCUUAAAAAUUAAUCUCCA
Ilex paraguariensis (yerba mate) is the source of this 865-nucleotide messenger RNA. The record is from the annotation of a GenBank genome assembly. NCBI's taxonomy places the organism in Eukaryota, Viridiplantae, Streptophyta, Magnoliopsida, Aquifoliales, Aquifoliaceae.